This is a messenger RNA of Metschnikowia bicuspidata var. bicuspidata NRRL YB-4993, 168 nucleotides long. RefSeq lists its product as uncharacterized. Gene Ontology annotation, molecular function: protein binding. NCBI's taxonomy places the organism in Eukaryota, Fungi, Ascomycota, Pichiomycetes, Serinales, Metschnikowiaceae. The transcript has a single exon. The annotation marks the transcript as partial. The record is from RefSeq and is a predicted model, not a curated record.
AUGAGCGUGCCUUUUACAGUGAAAGCGCUACAUGAUUACAAAUCCGAUUACGACGAUGACUUGCAGUUUGCCGCCGGCCAGGUGAUCACCGUCACGGACAUCGAGGAUGACGAAUGGUACUCCGGCACUUAUGGCGGACAGUCCGGAUUGUUUCCGAAAAACUUCGUG